Molecule: messenger RNA, 3631 nt
Organism: Acanthopagrus latus (yellowfin seabream)
Lineage: Eukaryota; Metazoa; Chordata; Actinopteri; Spariformes; Sparidae
Product: ras-related protein Rap-2b-like
Exons: 1
Coding region: 462-1010 (182 amino acids)
Biological process (GO): negative regulation of cell migration; Rap protein signal transduction
Cellular component (GO): plasma membrane
Molecular function (GO): GTP binding; GTPase activity; GDP binding
Source: RefSeq, a predicted model, not a curated record
UUUAAGGCGGCGGCUCCUUUAAGAAAACGGAACUGGAGCCUCUGCGCUUUGACGCGCGGAGGAUGUGGGCAGGAAACGCCGCCGUGCAGCGAGAGCGCAGAGACGAUCACGCUUCCCAGCAGCGUUGCACAAUACAGUGCGAUCAAAAUGCGCUGUGACUCGGCCCGCUGAUGUCCAGGAGCGGCCAUUCUCCCCGGAUCUCCACCCCGCGGCCCACACGCAGCAGCAGCAGCAGCAGGAGGAGGAGGAGGCGAGCAGGAGGAUCCGCCGGCGUGGGAUUUGUGCGCCGUCCGAGCGAGAGGAGAGCCUUCCCGGCCCGCUCGGGUUGAAAACAUCGGGGCCGGUCAGCGGGUGGGAGAGGGAGAGGGAGAGGGAGCAGGCUUCGUCGCGGAAAAAGGAGGUGUCUGCCUUUUAUUCCCCCCCGCCUCGGCUCCCCACCCUCCUCCUCCUCCUCCACAGCCAUGAGGGAGUACAAAGUGGUUGUUUUGGGGUCGGGCGGAGUCGGCAAAUCCGCGCUGACGGUCCAGUUCGUGACGGGCUCCUUCAUCGAGAAGUACGACCCGACGAUAGAGGAUUUCUACAGGAAGGAGAUCGAGGUGGACUCGUCCCCGUCCGUGCUGGAGAUCCUGGACACGGCGGGGACCGAGCAGUUCGCCUCCAUGCGCGACCUGUACAUCAAGAACGGCCAGGGCUUCAUCCUGGUCUACAGCCUGGUGAACCAGCAGAGCUUCCAGGACAUCAAGCCGAUGAGAGACCAGAUCAUCCGGGUGAAGCGGUACGAGCGGGUGCCCAUGAUCCUGGUGGGGAACAAGGUGGACCUGGAGGGGGAGAGAGAGGUGUCUUCCGGGGAGGGCAAGGCGCUGGCCCAGGACUGGAACUGCCCCUUCAUGGAGACCUCAGCCAAAAACAAGGGGUCAGUCGACGAACUGUUCGCGGAGAUCGUGAGACAGAUGAACUACUCGACUGUUCCCAGUGGUGGAGACAAGUGCUGCUCGUGUGUCCUGCUCUAAAGACCCAUCAGAACCGGUGCCAGAACCACCCAAGGGGGGUCUGAUGUGGAUCAUCUUUUUCUAAGUUGUCCUGCAACAACAACAACAACAACAACAACAACAAAAGGACAACCACCCCUCUAUCUCUUAUCUUUCGCUCUCUCUGCUCACACUGUUGUCUUAUUGUUGCACACAAGAAUCGACGACGACAACAAUCGAUUAUGUAUUAUAGUCUGGAAAAAAGUGUUUACAUGACAAAGUACUUGAAUGUUUUUUGAGGGGAGGGGGGGAUUUUUUUUAUAUAGCUUUGUAUAUGACACUUCUCUGGAAAUGUGCCUCAAUGGGAAUGUCUUAUUGUGAAACCUAAGAGACAGCUGUUUUCUGCUUACUUCUGAUCUUCUUCUUCUUCUUCUUCUUCUUCUUCUUCUUCUUCUUCUUCUUCUUCUUCUUUUUAAUUUCUUUUCUGGUGGUAUUUUAAUCUGUUGAGUUGUACUGUUGCAUCUUCUGGGCUGGGUCCAUCUGUGGUGGAGAGCAGCGGCGGUGUUGGGGGUGUUGGGGGUGGCUGUCAUUAUGCCAAACUCCCUGUAGUCGGUCACCUGGAGGAGACCCUUGAAAGUGCUUCAUAAUCGCUCUCAAACGUAUCAAUCACCGCUCAAGCCUUUGCACAGGGUUCCUCAAGUCUCCAGCGGUUCAUGUCGCCAUCGAUAUCCCCCAAGACUCGCUCGGAUGCUGUGUUUUGAUGCUGUCGACUGUGUUGAAGUUGUGUUACGCCUACAUAUUUUUUUUUUCUUUAUCCCCCCCCCCACACACUCCUCCUCCUCUUCCUCCUCUCCGGUCUGGUGAAAGUGGAUUUAUCAUUGAACUUGCACUUAGCUGACGGUGUCCCCUCCUCAGUGUGCACAAAAAAAAAAAACAAGGACCUUUUUAGUGCAUUGCAUUGUCGCUGCAUGGGGGCGGGAAGGGGGGCCGGCUGGGGAACGCCACGACCCACCAACCACCACCCCCCCAUGUCAAGUGCCUUCCUCAUUUAAAAAAAAACACAACAACAACAACAAAAAAAAACUCCUGUGACUGUGCCAACUGAUGAGCCCUACUUCCUCUGCAGUGCGUCUUGAUGGCAAUCAGAACUUUAUUCUUUUUUUCGUUUGUUUCGGUAUCGUUUCAGUUGGUGUCACAGUGCAGAGAGAGCCUCCUCUGGUUUCACUGUCAGGAAGCUCGUAAACAGACGACCGGCUGCUUCAGGGUCAGAUUCAGGCCGUUUCUUGAGGUACUAGUCCCAACAAGAACAACAGAGUUACUUUGACCUUUACUAGGAUUAUUGGUUCAGUGAAUGGCAAGCCAUGUCUGUAUUCUUAUUAUUAAUAUUAUUAUAAUUAAUGUUAUCUAGAGUUUUUUUGUUUUCUUUUCUAAAAAUGUGACUUUUUUUGGCUCUUUGUUUUUGUUUUGUUUUUUCGACUUACCGUAAUUGUUAUUCUCCCUUUGGACAAAAUCUUCUGCCAUCCACCUGUCGGUUUAAAAGACUUGUAAUACAAAAAAAAAGAAAAAAAAAAACGCAUUUUACGUACUGCUGUGUGCUGUGCUUGUCUCUGAUGAUAACAUAAAGUGUCUACUUCUUUUCUUUUAAACGUAGUACAAGAAGUUUCUGACCUUCGAUGCCUCGAUUUGACCCACAGAAUGAAACCGUUUCUUAAUGUCACCCGGUCGUAUUCUGAUGUAUUCGUGCAUUUAAUGCUGAGGAUGAAUUGAAGAGUCUCAAAGUUAACUUAGUUUCACCAUCGUCAUGUUACUGCUAUUAAUCUUACACAGCCACAAAUGGAUAUAUUUCCUCAUCGCCAUGCAUUAUACAAACAGCUGUGUGUAUAAAUAGUAGUUUUAAUUGUAAAUUACUGUUGCUGCUUUACAGUUUUAGCACAGCAACAAGAAAUCGACUGUCUUUAACGAUAGAUGGUUUAGGUGAUAUAUGAAGGACAAUCUCCAGAUGUUUCCUAGGAUUUUCUGCUACUUUCUGUUUCAUAUCAGUCACUGAAUAUCUUUGGAAUACAUGAAGUAAAGAUGUCACAGUGAGGUCGAGGUCAGGGCCACACCUGUGUUAAGAUGCAAAAUGUCACAUGAUGGAAGCCCCUAGAGGCGAGUGAGAAAAAGAUAACGGUGAUCAAGUCUGAUCUGAAUUGAUUGUAUCUCCUCUUUUUAUGACGCAAGAAAUAUGUGAAGAGAAAAAAAACAGUUCCUUAGUUUUUCCAUUUGCCUCUGAGGGAUUCCAAGGUUCCUCGAUUACUGCACACAGUGUCACUCUGCCCACCGCUCUGCUCGGAUUAUGAAAAUAAUUAGGUGACCUAAAUAUUUAAAGAGGAUUUUAACCCUUUAAAAUAGCAUAAUGAGGAAGUCACAUUAUAGUGUUAUUAUUGUUUUAUUUUCACUGGAAAUACAUGGUGGGCCAAAUUACAAACCUUAUGGUGGGCCAGCUUUGGCUCAUGCGCCCCACUGUGGGCAGCCCUGGUCCAGGUAUGUGUGAGUUAUUUUGUUAUUUAAGUCCUUUUCUUAUCUCAUACACUCAAAGAUUAAUUCAUUACCAACUAUUCUAACAAUUGGUGUAAUGCUUUUUAUAAGGAAAAAAAGUAAAAACCCUCAGAUUUCAGCUUAUU